UAUACUGAUUCAUUAGCGGAACGCUAUGGGCGUACCAUACCACAUUGCCUGUGAAAUAGUGGACUAAACCCGUGUUUUUCACUUGAAAUAAUAAACAAAAUAAAAGAGAACCUCUAGAACCUUUCAGAAUAAGUUAAUCGAUAGAACAUCUAUGAGUUUUAGUAAAUUAGUGAUGUGUCGAAGUUAUUAAUAUAGCAAAUCGGUCAUCACUACAAUGCGUUAUAAUUUUAAAGGGCUUGUGUGUGAUUAACAGUUUAAUUCGCGGGUUAAAAGUGUUGCUUAGUACUUAGAUUUAGUACCUAAUACUUAAGGUAUUUUUGACAACUUUUUGUGCCAAUAGAUUAGUAUAGUAUUUAUUCAAGUAAAAGAUUUUAUAUCUGUAGCAGAGUAGGUACCUACUAAGAAGAGAUAAAAAUCAAUGAAUCAGUUCCAAUGUCGUUUUAUAAUGAAGUCAUGUAGAAUAAUAUUUAUGUACAUAGCUGAAAUCUAACGAAGUAAAGUUAUAGAUAUCAAUGAGAUGAUAUCAAUAGAUGCCUAAUUAAAACGAAAUCUAAUUAUUAACAAUUGAUAACGAUUAAUGAUAACUAUAAAUAAAUAUAAAAGCUUGUGAAAAAUAAAUUCAUGGUAACUAAACCAAAUAUUUGCUAGAAAUAAUUAAAAAAUCUUAAAAUAGUGUGAGAGGUAUCAGUUUUCUAAAUUGAUCCAAAUGCGUGGCGUUGCCUUUCGAAAAUUGGCGCGACAAUGAGCAUAAAGCGAGUGGAAGCUGACACGGAGGGAGUGCGGGCCAAGGAGAGCCCUUGCUACUUCUGUAAUGAUGCCUUCGAGAUGGGGAAACUACAGAAUCACCUGAAGCAAUGCGGCAGUAUACUAGAGCAGUGUCCCCUGCGCUGCGGAGCCUGGAUACAGAGGAAACACAGGGACACCCAUGUGAAGGAGUGUCCGCAGAUGGAAAAGAGCAGAGACGUAGCGUCUCCAAGCCACGUGCGGUUGUCCGAUCCGUCUCCACCCGCUGUCACGAACCACACGUGGAACCCCAAGUCCCUCCCUCUCGAGGAGUGCGUCAGCUACCUUGAAAAGGAAGUCACUUCCAUCAAGCUUCUCCUGGCCGAAGAAUCCAGCCACCGAGACCUCCAGUCCACAGAGCUGGAAAACCUCAGAUCUAAGCUGGUACUAGUCGAGGAGCGAGCACAGCACUUCCUCUCGACCCUGGUGUCUUUGCGAGGUGCAGUAGACGAUGAGGCUGAGCGUGCCGCCAACUGGGCAGCGCAGUUCAAACACGACCUGUCCAAUGUACAGCUGGCUUUACAGGAGUUGCAAAGCCAGCAGCUGACGACAGUGAUGCGACUGGAGAGUGCUGUCAGCAGCUUGGUUCACGAGCAGCAUGAGAGAGAGCUACUGGAGCAAGCGCUGACUCAGCAUGAUAACAGGAUCCGAACCAUCAAGAGCCUGGAGGAAGUAAUAGAGUACAUAAAGCAGACAGUAGAAGAGGAGAGAGAGCGGAACGCGGAGAGUCGCGCGAUGCUGGAGAGUGAGCUGAUGGAGUCGCGGCGCUCGUCGGAACAGCUGGCGCAGCUGUCGGUGCUGAGGAUGCAGAUCCAGAACACUACGGCUGAAAGACCUGCAAUAGAUCGCUUAGCAGUCCUAGAGGUGGCCACGGCAGACGCGCGAGCGGAGACGGCGGAGCAGGCGAACAGGAUGGACAAAGUGUCGCGAGACCUCAGGGCUCUCACCAAGUCCUACCACAAGAUGCGCAGUGAGCUGGCUGACUUUCAAACUAGGGUUAUUUUGGACAACCCUGAACUUGCUGGAGAUAAUGGUCACCUAAUAUGGAGGAUAGACAACUUCGCGGCUCGAAUGAAAGACGCCAAAGAGAAAGAUUCAAUCCUGACCAGUCCUCUGUUCCGCACCAGCAAAUACGGCUACACGUUAAAGGCCGAAGUGCACCUGAACGGCAUCGGCAAGUGGAAGGGCCGUCACAUUACCAGCACCGUGCGCCUUGUCACUGGGCCCUACGACCCUUUGUUGGAGUGGCCCUGUGACCUUAGUGUCAGCAUCAUACUGCGCGACCAGCCGGCUAACAAGAACCAGGCAAUGGACAUAGUAAAAUCCCUCGAUCUUCGUCGAAAAUCCUCCUCAAAAAGACAUGAUUACGACGAAACGGGUGACGAGAAGACGAAGUCCACGGAAACCCUCGACAUGGGCGUCAUCCAGAUGAAGAGGCAGUACAUCUUCAUACCACACACCAGCCUGGACAAGUUUGAAUACAUCAAAAACGAUGUUAUGUUCUUGGAGUUUCUUGUUAAUCAGUGACAAACCUAUUUAUUUAUACUGCACUCUAACACGGAGAGAAGUUACUAUAGGGCACUCUCUGUUUCUCAAUCCUUUACAAAAGACAAAGACAAAAAAGCCUGUGCGCGUUAACCAUUUUGAGUGACCAACCAGUCACAAACGAAACUAUGUUUUCGAAUUGAAUUUUGAAUGUUUUUUGUACAGUUUCUGCAAUAGUACAGAAAACAUCAUUUCGUUUGUGUUUGGACUUUUUGUCUGUCAUUUGUAUGAGAUUCGUAACAGAGAGCUGUAUAAUAACUUUUCUCCGUGGAUAGAGUAUCGAUGAAGCCGAAAAACUUUUUGACCUGGUUUCUCCUUUACCUAUUUAUCGUACUGCAAGGCAUCGUCAAAGUCUGCAUCUGUACGUAGUCGAAAUUCCACGGACACGUACGAAGCGAUUUGCCUCCUCGUUUCUGAUUCGAACCGCUAGGAUAUGGAAUGCCCUUUCGGCAUCAGUUUUUUAUUGGUGAUUAUUUUAAACAACAACCAUGACAAAAACAAUUUUACAUUAAAAUUAUCAAUUUAAGCGCAGUCAUGAUAACUUUUAGAAUAUUUUACUAUAUUUACUUAUUUUCUUUACAAUAAACUAACUCUUCCUCUCUGUUAAAUAUAAGUGACUACCUCUUAUGUAACUAUUGAUAGAAUUAAGGAUUAUAAAUAAAAAUACAUUUAAC
Messenger RNA from Maniola jurtina (meadow brown), 3002 nucleotides. It is a transcript of the gene Traf-like, whose product is annotated as TNF receptor-associated factor 3. Gene Ontology annotation, molecular function: tumor necrosis factor receptor binding; ubiquitin protein ligase binding. The coding region runs from base 742 to 2310 and encodes 522 amino acids. Lineage: Eukaryota; Metazoa; Arthropoda; Insecta; Lepidoptera; Nymphalidae. Gene Ontology annotation, cellular component: plasma membrane signaling receptor complex; cytoplasmic side of plasma membrane. The record is from RefSeq and is a predicted model, not a curated record. Gene Ontology annotation, biological process: protein K63-linked ubiquitination; positive regulation of JNK cascade; regulation of canonical NF-kappaB signal transduction. The transcript has 10 exons.